AUGUCAACACGCAAACACGGAUAUGUGCCGACCUCUGUGGAUGUAAGUGCCAAAGCGAAUUGUGCCACUCACCUUCCUACCUCUACGGAUACGGUUCUGUCCGAUAUAAGAGAAUCGGACGAUGAUAACAGGCCGAUUCUGGAUCCAUCGGCGGGGUACUAUUGGAUCGUGACGGUUCGAACUCUGUCACAAGAACCGCGGGCUGCCAGUAUUGAGUUGCUCGUCACACUGACCAUCGAACAGACCCAACGGCUGCUAAAUAUGGAACCGACAGAAGAAGUCUGCGGCCCUAAUCCAAUGUCAUGGAUUGUACAAGCGUUGCCGCCCCACACAUUUAACGAAGAAACAGAAGCCGCGAUCGCCCAAUCAACGAGUGUGGAGGCUCUCACUCCCACGGCGAAAGAGUGCAUUAGCACUCACCUGACAGACAAGCGAAUGAUGUUUGUGAUUGAGUGCUACCAAGGUCUGUGCGAACAUCCUGAGGUAUCGCUUACCAAGGCCUAUCCUUUGCAACUGGUGCCGGAGGGGGUUACAGACAGCUAACCCAGCCACCCAACGCUACACUUGACGUUGUCCUCGAUAUGGAUGUAUUCAUGUAUACUGCUAUCAUACUGGUAACACCAAAACGCCAGAAUUGGUUGUGCGUGAACCAUGGGUGAAUCGAAUACCAUCAAAAUACGCAUACUGUCGAGCGUGAUGAUGUUCACGAAUAGCUUCGAUGAGCGGAGCGAUUAUCAUGACAAAUGACAUCUUGAAAUUGUUUGCUGAAACGCAGAAACGUAUACUAAAUAAAGGUGUGUGCCUAUUUCGUUUGCACCUCUGGAUCA
This is a messenger RNA of Sphaeroforma arctica JP610, 827 nucleotides long. RefSeq lists its product as hypothetical. Lineage: Eukaryota; Ichthyosporea; Ichthyophonida. The transcript has 5 exons. The record is from RefSeq and is a predicted model, not a curated record. Bases 1 to 543 code for a protein of 180 amino acids.